GGUCGUUGAACAGAUUAUUGUUUCAACUGAAACGAGAUUCCGAUAAAUGUAUAGAUUUUUUGAGACGUUAAGUGAAUGUCAUUUACCACACUUCUUCCAUCCUCAAACACAACCGUAAACCAAACCUGUGAAAUGGUGGAAGGGCCCCUUUAAGAAACUGUCGCAAAACCCUGCUACCGCCCAUGCGCAGAGAGAGGGGCAACAGCGACGGAGAAAACAACAACAACAAGAGAACAGCGAGAUGGCUCCAUGAAUACAGGCCAACUUCACCCAGUUACUAUCCACAACCUACCCGACUGCUGCUUUCUCACACGGCUGGAUUAGAUGGUGCCGGGCCCAUGAACUUGGCUAGUCAGAGCGGGGAGACCGGCUGUAGCCAGCUCCUCUUCGCCAACUUUAACCAGGACAACACGUCUUUAGCUGUUGGAACCAAAUCAGGCUACAAGUUCUUCUCCCUCUCGUCUGUGGACAAGUUGGAGCAGAUUUAUGAAUGUACGGACACAGAGGAUGUGUGUAUUGUAGAGCGUCUGUUCAGCAGUAGUCUGGUGGCGAUCGUCAGUCUGAAGGCUCCUAGGAAGCUGAAGGUCUGUCACUUCAAGAAAGGAACGGAGAUCUGUAACUAUAGUUACAGUAACACUAUACUGGCUGUCAAGCUCAACAGACAGAGGCUGAUAGUAUGUCUGGAGGAAUCUCUGUACAUCCACAACAUCAGAGACAUGAAGGUCCUACACACCAUCAGAGAGACACCUCCCAACCCCUCAGGGUUGUGUGCUCUCUCCAUCAGUAACGAUAACUGUUACCUGGCCUACCCCGGCAGUGCUACAAUAGGAGAGGUCCAGGUGUUCGACACGGUCAACCUGAGGGCAGCCAACAUGAUCCCAGCCCAUGACAGUCCAUUAGCAGCUGUGGUGUUUGAUGCAAGCGGAACCAAACUGGCCACAGCCUCGGAGAAGGGUACGGUGAUUCGUGUGUUCUCCAUCCCUGAGGGACAGAAACUGUUUGAGUUCCGUCGAGGAGUCAAAAGCUCCACGGAGACGGGUGUGUGUGUGUGUGGGCCAACAGAGGAGGUGUUGUCCUGUAUAUUAACAUGGUGUGUGUGUAGGUUAACAGAGGAGCCAACGACAUGGGGUGGAUACUUUGGGAAGGUCCUGAUGGCGUCCACCACCUACCUGCCCUCUCAGGUGACAGAGAUGUUCACUCAGGGACGAGCCUUCGCCACCGUACGACUGCCCUUCUCUGGACACAAGAACAUCUGUGCUCUGGCCCUGAUCCAAAAGAUUCCUCGUCUCCUGGUAGCAGCAGCUGAUGGAUAUCUGUACCUCUAUAACCUGGACCCACAGGAGGGGGGAGAGUGUACCCUGAUGAAACAACACAGGUUAGACGGCAGUGCUGAGCCGCCCAAUGAGAUCCUGGAACAGGGGUCACAUGACCGCCCCCUUACUGCACAGACCUACAACACUGCUGGGAUGAAAGGUACACACACCCCAGGGCGUCCUCUGAGAUUGGCCUGUUACUGUGAGGAGGCGGGUGCAGUGGGAGGGGCGGGACUAGAGGAUGACCUCAGCGAUCUGCGAUUGGACGAUGAGAAUGAAGAGCAGCCGCCACUCAUCCUGGAGACGGACUGACUGACAGCUACAGCAACCAAUCAGAGAGCUCCUCUGGUGCUGCUAGGAACAUGUAACAUGGAGGGUGGGAUUAAAAACUCUCAGCGUUCAACAGCGCCUCUGUCUGUCUGUCUGUGGAUGUAUACAUGUUUCUCCCUCCCUCCCUCCCUCUGUCUCCCUCCCUCCCCCUCUGUCUCCCUCCCUCCCCCUCUGUCUCCCUCCCUCCCCCUCUGUCUGUCUGUCUGUGGAUGUAU
Molecule: messenger RNA, 1858 nt
Organism: Oncorhynchus keta (chum salmon)
Lineage: Eukaryota; Metazoa; Chordata; Actinopteri; Salmoniformes; Salmonidae
Gene: wipi2
Product: WD repeat domain, phosphoinositide interacting 2
Exons: 14
Coding region: 183-1625 (480 amino acids)
Biological process (GO): nucleophagy; autophagy of mitochondrion; protein localization to phagophore assembly site
Cellular component (GO): phagophore assembly site membrane; cytosol; extrinsic component of membrane
Molecular function (GO): protein binding; phosphatidylinositol-3,5-bisphosphate binding; phosphatidylinositol-3-phosphate binding
Source: RefSeq, a predicted model, not a curated record